UGGUCUAAAUCUGCCCUAAAAGAGAAUUUUAUGGGUCAUGAUUCAUAACUCAGGCCCAAGGUUUAAAAGUCAAUAAUAAGACAACAAGAAGACAGAGCUCAGAACUCAGAACAGAAGUGCACACACAAGAACACAAGUCAACAAGAGUUACAGUUUCAGUCAUGUCUCCGAGCCUGAGUUCUACCUCAUCCAAAACACUCUGUCGCUUGCACCAUAAAUUCUCAAAAUUCAGACCUUUUUCUCUUCUGCGUUCCUUUAAUUUUUCCACUACAAGCUCAAAACUAGAUGAUACAAAGACAGCAGUCAAAAUCCACUCACAAUUCUCUGAAUUGGAGAAAAGCAUAUACACAAUUUUAACUAUAGACCGUUGGGAGUCAUUGAACCACAUGGAUUACAAGUUAGCUACUUUGAGGCAAGUUCAUGGAAGACUAGCUUUGAAAUUUCUCAACUUUGUUAUCAAGCAACCUGGUUUAGAACUCAGUCAUCUUACUCAUAUAUUUUCAAUAACGACCCAUGUGCUUGUUAGAGCUAGAAUGUAUGACUAUGCUAAAUCAAUGUUGAGGCAGUUAUGUAAAAUGGGUGUUGGCUCAAGGUCUGUUUUUGAUGCUUUGAUGGAUACUUACCCUCUUUGCAAUUCAAACCCUUCAGUUUUCGAUCUAUUAAUCAGGGUUUAUUUGAAAAAUGGAAUGAUUGAUGAUGCUUUGGAGACUUUUAAUUUGAUAUGUUUUCGAGGAUUUAAGCCGUCAGUUUAUACUUGUAAUAUGAUGUUAGGUUCAAUGGUGAAAGACAGGAGAGUUGGGUCGGUUUGGUCAUUUUUCAAGGAAUUGCUUGGUUGGAGGAUUUGUCCUAAUAUUGCUACUUUUAAUAUAUUGAUCAAUGUUUUGUGUGUCGAAGGUAAGUUCAAGAAAGCUGGUUAUUUAUUGAGAAAGAUGGAAGACAGUGGCUACGUUCCAACUAUAGUUACUUACAAUACGUUGCUUAAUUGGUUUUGCAAGAAGGGGAGAUAUAAAUUAGCCUUUGAGCUGAUUGAUCAUAUGGGGUCCAAGGGUAUUGAAGCAGAUGUAUGUACAUAUAAUAUGCUUAUUGACAAUUUGUGUAGAAAUGACAGAAGUGCAAAAGCUUACUUACUGUUAAACAAGAUGAGAAAGAGAAGGAUAUCUCCCAAUGAAGUUACCUAUAACACCCUUAUUAACGGUUUUGUUAAGGAGGGAAAGAUUGGAAUUGCUACUCGGAUUUUUGAUGAGAUGCUCAAUUUUAAUCUUUCAGCGAAUCUAGCUACUUAUAAUGCUUUGAUUGAAGGGCAUUCUCACGAGGGUAAGUUCGAAGAAGCUUUAAGACUUAUGGAUAUGAUGGAACAAGUGGAAUUACGGCCUAAUAAAGUCAGUUAUGGAGCGUUUUUAAAAGGGUUGUGCAAGCAUGCCAAAUUUGACUUAGCAAGAAGUGUUUUUGAGAGAAUGAGGACAAAUGGGAUUAGUUUUGGUUGUGUGACAUACACUGAGAUGAUCGAUGGACUAUGCAAAAAUGGGUUUCUCAAUGAAGCAAUACAGAUGCUUCAUAAGAUGUUUGAGGAAGGCGUGUCUCCUGAUAUUAUCACAUUUUCUGUGCUUAUAAAUGGAUUUUACAAGGCUGGCAAGGUAAAAAAUGCAAAGGAAGUUAUAUGUAAAAUGUAUAGAGCUGGAUUUAGACCUAACAAUGUUAUUUACUCCACAUUAAUCUACAAUUUUUGUAAGAUGGGAUGCACCACAGAAGCGUUGAAAAUCUACAGAAUUAUGAAUUGCAGUGGCCAUGCUGCUGACCAUUUUACUUGUAACAUGUUGGUUGCUUCUCUUUGUAGAGAUGGGAAAGUAAGAGAGGCUGAGGAUUUCAUGCUUCACAUGAGUAGGAUUGGUCCUAAGCCUAACUCCAUUACAUUUGAUUGUGUUAUAAGUGGCUAUGGAAAUUUGGGUGAUGGGCUGAAAGCAUUUUCUUUGUUUGAUGAGAUGGUUCAAUUAGGUAAUAAUCCCAGUUUUUUCACGUAUGGCAGCCUACUUAAAGGACUAUGCAAGGGUGGAAAUCUGGUAGAAGCAAAGACAUUUUUGAAAAAUCUGCACUCUAUUCCUUUUGCUGUAGAUAAUGUUGUCUAUAACACUAUACUUGCCGAGACUUGCAAAUCGGGGAAUAUGUGGGAAUCAGUGGUCCUUUUUAAUGAGAUGGUUCUGUUUGGUAUUCUUCCUGAUAGCUACACAUAUACCAGCCUUCUCAGUGGGUUAUGUAGAAAGGGAAAAAUUGCUGCUGCCCUUCUAUUUUUUGGGAAGCUGACGGAGAAAGGAGUUUUUUCUCCUAAUCAGGUUACAUACACCUGUUUGGUUGGUGGUCUUUUCAAGGCCGGCCAAUCAAGGGCUGGUUUUUACUUUUAUGAAGAGAUGGAGCAGAAAGUCCCAUAUAUUGAUGUUCUUGCUUUUAAUGCUGCCAUAGAUGGAACCUCAAGAAUGGGAAAAAUGGGGAAGGUAAAUAAUCUGUUUUCCUUGAUGAGAAGCAAAAGUUUAUUCCCCAAUUUGCCUACAUAUAAUAUUCUGUUGCAUGGAUAUUCUAAGCAAAAGGACAUACAAACUUGCUCUGUUCUUCUUAAAUUCAUGAUUAGUAGUGGCCUUUUGCCUGAUAGAUUAACAUCCCAUAGUCUCAUUCUUGGGCUUUGUAAGUCAGGCAUGUUGGAUGUUGGUAUUAAGAUCUUGAAAAAGAUGAUAUCUGAAGGCGUUGAAGUUGAUCGAUUUACAUUUAACAUGCUUAUUGCCAAGUGCUGUGAAAGUGGUGAGAUGGGAAAGGCCUUCAAUCUUUUUAAUGUUAUGAACUUUUUGGGAAUAUUUCCUGAUGUACAGACCCACAAUGCCAUCAUUAAUGGGCUCAACAGAAAUCUUGCUUUCCUAGAAUCUCAUAUUAUUUUGCAUGAAAUGGCUAAGAAAGGCUUCCUUCCCAAGGGUAAACAGUAUAUUACAUUGAUUAAUGCUAUGUGUAGAGUUGGGAAUAUGCAAGCUGCAUUUAAAGUGAAGGAUGAAAUGGCAUCACUUGGUGUCACUUCACGUGAUGUUGCUGAGAGUGCUAUGGUACGAGGACUCGCCCUAUGCGGGAAGGUUGAAGAGGCAAUAUUGGUUCUUGAUAGCAUGCUCCAGAUGCGACUUGUUCCAACUGUUGCUACAUUUACAACACUCAUGCACAUGUACUGCAAAGAAAGUAAAGUUGCUGAGGCUCUGAAGUUAAGGAAUAAAAUGGAACUUUCUGGUCUCAAGCUUGAUGUUGUUGGUUACAAUGUCAUCAUUUCAGGCCUUUGUGCUGAUGGGGACAUAGCUGCUGCUUUUGAACUAUAUCAAGAGAUGAAACAAAAUUGUCUGUGGCCUAAUGUCGCUACUUAUACUGUUUUAGUUGAUGCCCUACUCACUGAGGGGAGUAACCCUUCUACUUGUGAUGUGCUUUUAAAGGACUUAAAGGGGAGGGGAAUCAUAUCUUGUUAUUGGGAUGGAAGUACUGAACAGUUUCAAGAGGCAUUGAUGAUUGCAAGGAAAAUGUUGAAGUACUUGCAGCAGAAUAAGAGGAAAUGGUAUUGAAAACAAUUAGGAACGUGGUGCAAUGUGGUUGGUUCCUCAAAACAUAGACCAAUUUUCUGCAGAUCUGCUUACUGAUGAGUUUCGGAUGGAACUCUUACUACACAACCUGUCAUAACACUCUGAUUUGGUCAAAUUCAUUUUCCCCCUUUUUUGGAUAUUAUGGAACCACAGAGCACGGUUUUCAGAGGUAGACAGUGAUUUACUUCUACGUGUCAAAAUAGGCGUGCAACUGACGGUCAUACAUUAUAUAGAAGACUGACAAUUCUAAGUCAUUGAUAGUAUUGCCAACAUGAGUUGCUUUGUUUACUAUGUACUUGGCCUUGGAUGAUCACAUUGCUGCUUUGAUUAUUCUGGCUGGGUGAAGGAUACCGGGUGCAACUGCAGUAAAAGAGGCAAGGAACAAAUUCUCAGCAGCUGGUAGCCAUUUGCUUAGAAGUGUCUCGAGCUGUACAGACAUGAAUUAAAGCAAAAGUUUCGUUUUUGGAUUGUUCUGCCAUCUAUUUUCUGGAGAUGCACCCCUUGUUUAGUGUCUUAUUCAUUCAGUUCUUACCAAUAAAAUAGAUUAUAUUGGUUUAGGUUUCGUUCCCUUUCAUCAAUAGCAUUGGGAACAAAUUUAGAAGACAGAACCAUGUCAUUGCUGUAUGCUUGGAAAAGGUUAACUUCACAGCUCGUCACGAGCUGCAUACUCUUUGGGAAGAUCAUGAAUUUCAAGCGAGUGCCACACUAAUCGAGGUGGUGUACUAGAACUUCAUCUAAAUGCUUCUUACCUUGUGAUUCUUUCUUCAUCAAUAUAAUGCCAUGUCAUGUUUUUUGGGAGAACAAGGAUUCCUUAUGGCUACCAGCCGAUAAAGAUGGCGGAAAAAAAAAAACAGCUCUUUGAUGAGUGAUGAAGCUGCUCGUUUAGCGAGCCUAAUGCGUCGUGCUUGAUUAUGGAGGCAAAGUGAGUACUGUCUGAAAGUUUUGUUGUAGGGUACCCUAUUCUUUAGAUUUCCCAUGUUACAAAAUGUUGUGUACUGCUCUUUGCAUAGCAGACAGAAUCUAGCAACAUUAACUAGGAAUGUGCUCUCUGUAAUUGACUUUGUAAUAGUUUAUGUUUGCUGUAACACUUGUUGUUUUCUUGAGCCAUCCCUCAUUUCUUCAAUUUUUUUUUUUAAAUGGUAUUGCUGACACCAACUAGGUUUAAGCCUGGAAAUUCAUGAUCAUGAACAUAUUGGUAAGUAAAUGCCAUUGAAUCUGAAUGCCAUAAACCAGCUGAAGAAAAACAGGAAUAUAGUGCAAAAUCACAAGCACAAAGAUUGUAAGA
This is a messenger RNA of Durio zibethinus, 4881 nucleotides long. Its product is annotated as PPR superfamily protein. The record is from RefSeq and is a predicted model, not a curated record. NCBI's taxonomy places the organism in Eukaryota, Viridiplantae, Streptophyta, Magnoliopsida, Malvales, Malvaceae. Gene Ontology annotation, molecular function: mRNA binding; protein binding.